Piliocolobus tephrosceles (Ugandan red Colobus) is the source of this 1377-nucleotide messenger RNA. It is a transcript of the gene DTWD2, whose product is annotated as DTW motif tRNA-uridine aminocarboxypropyltransferase 2. The record is from RefSeq and is a predicted model, not a curated record. The transcript is spliced from 7 exons. The coding region runs from base 89 to 1045 and encodes 318 amino acids. NCBI's taxonomy places the organism in Eukaryota, Metazoa, Chordata, Mammalia, Primates, Cercopithecidae.
CUACGCGACGCGGGCCGGUUUCUCUAGCGUGUGGCGCCCUCUGGCGGUAGCCGGGCUUCGAUGCCACGGCCUGACCGGAGUGUCCGCCAUGGAGUCGCAGAAAGAGGCGCGAAUACUCCAGGAGCCCGUCGCGCGGCCUCCUGGGGCCUCAAGGUCUCAGACGCCGAACGCCAAGGAGGGGCAGGAGGGCGGCCCAGUGCCGGCGACGGCUGCCCUGGGCUCAGAGACGGACGACGACAGUGCGGACGGGCUGUGGGAGCUGCCGGUGGAGCCGACCAAACGGAGGCCCGAGUGCAGCCGCUGCAGCCGGCCUCAGAAAGUGUGUUUGUGUCCAUUUCUCCCAGCGCACCCUCUGCAUAUCUCUACCCACUUGUACAUAAUUCAGCAUCCAGCAGAGGAAAACAAAGUGUUGCGUACAGUUCCUCUACUAGCAGCAUGCCUGCCCCAGGACAAGUGUAAAGUAAAGAUUGGUCGUCGCUUCAGUGAAGAAAGAGAUCCUGAACUUUCAACUGUUUGCCGGAAGUCUGGUACAUUAAUAUUAUAUCCGGGGGCUGAAGCUGCUAAUUUGGAAGAAUUUAUAUUAGAUUCUCCUGUUUAUCCUUCUACAAUCAUCAUCAUUGAUGGUACAUGGAGCCAGGCUAAGGACAUUUUCUAUAAGAAUUCCUUGUUCCGACAUCCCAAACAGCAAGAAGACUUCCAUUUGCAAGCCAGGAAGAGAGCUCUCACCAGGACCGUGACCAUGCAGGUGCAGUUAAAAACUAGCAUUUCUAGUCAGUAUGUAAUUCGGAUGCAACCGACUAAUAGAUGUCUUUCUACACUGGAGUGUGCAGCUGUUGCUCUUUCCAUCUUGGAGAAAAAUAAUUACAUACAAGAGACUUUGCUUCGCCCUCUUCAAGCUUUAUGCUCUUUUCAACUUCAGCAUGGUGCCCAAAUUCGCCUCAGCAAGGAACACCUUCUGAAAAAUGGAUUAUAUCCUAAACCAAUGCCAAAGAACAAACGCAAACUCAGGAAAAUGGAAUUGUUAAUGAAUAGUGUUAAAAUUUAGUACAGUUAUUCUUUUGGUGCUAGCUUACCUGUCUUCAUCUAACAAUACCAAGUUAAGUUUUCAUAUAGUUUAGGUCUGUAGGUUUUUGACUUGCUAAAGAAGAAUGAGAAUUGCAUACUAAUCUUACCCAGAAGAAGGAAGUAAACCAAAUAUUCAUAAAAACAAAUAAACAAAAAUUCACUGGCUCACUGAAAAGCAGGAUUUCAUGUUGUACUUGUUUUUAAAAAUGUGCCUCUAAUACAUGUUUUCAAACCCAAAAUUAAAAUGUAAUCCGUUGUUGAGAUGGGUUAGAAAUUCUUAAUUGUAAAAUAGAAGGAAAUUGUUGUAGUGGA